This is a messenger RNA of Hordeum vulgare subsp. vulgare (domesticated barley), 898 nucleotides long. Its product is annotated as protein RICE FLOWERING LOCUS T 1-like. The transcript has 5 exons. Bases 380 to 898 code for a protein of 172 amino acids. The record is from RefSeq and is a predicted model, not a curated record. Lineage: Eukaryota; Viridiplantae; Streptophyta; Magnoliopsida; Poales; Poaceae.
GGUGCCCAUUAUUUAUCUACAAAGAGGUUGUGACCGAACUAUCGCCCACAACUCGCAAGCUCGUUCCAUUAUACCAAAACCAUGCUAAUAACCAGAUGGCUUAAGCAUGCAUGUCGAAAUAUCUACGGCCCGACUACUCCAUAAAGUUCAGGAUCUAAUCGACAAAUAUCAAGGUCGUUACGUGUAUACAGGUGACGCACGGCAUGACGCUAGUAUCAAAACUUUUGAAAGGUGAAUAAGACAACCCUCAUCGCGCAAUACAAGUAGUUCGUGCAAGUAGUUCAUACAUACACACAAUUUGUUUCAGGUCUGUAGAGAGCUAGGUUGACAAAAUAACAGACAAGGCUAAGGCUGUUAAUUGGUAGUCCUCCUCCAGUAUAUGUCUGCAGCGGAUCCAUUGGUUGUGGCUCAUGUUAUGCAAGAUGUGCUUGAUCCAUUUACAUCAACCGUUCCAUUAAGGAUAGCCUACAACAAUAGGCUAGUUCUGGCAGGUGCUGAGCUAAGACCAUCUGCAAUUGUAAGUAAGCCACGAGUUGAUAUCGGUGGCAGUGACAUGAGAGUUCUACACACCCUGAUAUUGGUGGAUCCAGACGCUCCAAGCCCAAGUCACCCAUCACUAAGGGAGUACUUGCACUGGAUGGUGUCAGACAUCCCUGGAACAACUGGUGCCAGCUUUGGCCGAGAGCUUGUAGUUUAUGAAAGACCAGAACCAAGAUCUGGUAUCCACCGGAUGGUAUUUGUGCUGUUCCAGCAACUAGGCAGGGGUACAGUUUUUGCACCAGACGUCCGACAAAACUUCAGCUGCAGGAACUUUGCACGGCAGUACCACCUAAACGUUGUGGCUGCCUCAUAUUUCAACUGUCAAAGGGAAGGUGGAUCAGGCGGAAGAAGUAUAUAG